This is a messenger RNA of Scaptodrosophila lebanonensis, 395 nucleotides long. RefSeq lists its product as uncharacterized. Bases 136 to 327 code for a protein of 63 amino acids. The transcript has 2 exons. The record is from RefSeq and is a predicted model, not a curated record. Lineage: Eukaryota; Metazoa; Arthropoda; Insecta; Diptera; Drosophilidae.
CUGCAUUGGCAGAAAGUCAGCGAAGUAGCAUACGCAUAUGGCUAUGGGUACAUUGUCAAGUCGGGCACGCAGCCAAAGCUAUAUAAACGCACAUCACGAUUAAGAAUUGAAUCAGUUGAGCUUUUCGCCUUGACCAUGUGCCAUCGUAUCUUUGUUCUGUUUGUGCUGCUACUCGCAGCCCUCUUAAGCGUAUGCUGCGCCCUACCGCUUUCAUGGGGGCCCUCAGCCAAUCGUGGCCCCAUUGGGGGACCAGCCUGGAAUGGAGGUGAUGCUGAAACGACUGAUAAUAUUAUUUUGCACUCUAAGGGCGGAAAAUGGCAUUACUAAUUGAUUUGUUAAGUAUGUGUGUGUCACGAGUUGAACAAAUAAAAUUAUAUUUAACCGACACCAUUAAA